Molecule: messenger RNA, 6964 nt
Organism: Dinoponera quadriceps
Lineage: Eukaryota; Metazoa; Arthropoda; Insecta; Hymenoptera; Formicidae
Exons: 12
Coding region: 892-4923 (1343 amino acids)
Biological process (GO): multicellular organism development; cell surface receptor protein tyrosine kinase signaling pathway; positive regulation of kinase activity
Cellular component (GO): signaling receptor complex
Molecular function (GO): ATP binding; transmembrane receptor protein tyrosine kinase activity
Source: RefSeq, a predicted model, not a curated record
UUUUGACCGAUACGCAGUAUUGUCAGUGUUGCGCCGACUGCCGCGCCAAGUGAACGUGAGGUGGUGUACUCUCUCACCCGCCGUCCGUCGCGACUUUUCGCAUUCGCGAAUCCGACCAGAGAAAAUCGAGAUAUUAUCGAGACGAUCUCGCGGAUUUGCGAUUCGUGCCGUACGAGUGACGGAAAACUCCAGCACACGUUCUCUGAGCGCGGGAGAAAAAAAGCGCGGGAAAACAAAUUUUUCAUUAAAAAGAAAUAAGAAUAAGAACGAUAAAAAAUAGAAAGAAGCGUAAACGCACGCGCAGGUAAAUAGAAGGAAAAAAAGACAGUGUGCGGCAUUCCGUUAGACGAACUCGCGACUCGAGGACCGACGAGUGCCAGAUUGAAAGCGACGCGGUUUGCGCGUGCGCGCGCGCGCGCGCGCGCGCCCUAUGAGUGCGCGAUCUUUUCGCGUUAACCUAACGGGUACGACAAAUCACGAGUUUUAACCGAACUGACCGAUUAGAUAAAGCGCGCGACCCCGCGUGUCAUGUGAAGUUCAGACGGAUGCGAACCCCGUGAGCACCGCACGGCCCGAUAAUCGAUGUAAAAACGCGACCUUGCUCGCAGAUCUUUAAUGCUGUCGCGCCACCGGCUUUUUUUAUAUUCGCAGUAAACGCUCACGACAUCAUCUGGGAUAUAAACAACCAGAUACGUAAUCAGUGAGCCAUCAACGCGUGAGAUGCAGUGGUUUUAAUUCUCGUGUAUGAGAGAGAGAGAGAGUGAGAGAGAAAGAAAGAGAAAGAAAGAGAAAGAGAGAGAGAACCGUCGAUCUACGCUGCGGCUUUGCCAGCGAAGGCGCGGGGGAGUUUCUUGAGAUCCAUUCCUGCCUGAAAAGGAUGAGAAGGUCACGAUGCUGAGACCCGGAUCCAUACUGGGCCUCUUGGUCCUUGCGGCCGUCCUGAAGAUCGCGGACUCGAACCGCUGUCUGACAAUGCUGAAAGAGGUCAAUCCGAAGAGGGUGGUGGUCUACCAUGAGAAUAAGUCACUGAAUAUUCAGUUCGAUGUAUCGAGGAGAGUCACCCACAGGAUGGUGUCGGAGAUCAUGAAGAUCUACCUGGUCGAAGUGUUGGGCUACGCCGAGGUCACUGUGGUCAAGAAGGGCAACAAGUUCGACGAGGACGAGGUUUUCGAGAGAUUGUCCGAAGUACUGUACUACAAAAGUGGUACAAAAGCGCGCAGAGAAUUGCCAGAGACGAUGGUAAACAUGGAGGUGUGGAUUCCACCGCAGCAGGACACGAUCCCGUUGCUGAACAGGUACAACUUGAGGGAAUGCGGUUCGGUAGCACCGCCGGGAUAUUUCGGCUGGUUCGUCCCGGAAGCGCUAUCCGGGUCCGACGAUACUUGGCAGGUCUUCUCCAGGCCGGAGACAGCCAGCAAGUUCGCCAUCGACGAGACGUAUCUGCCGAUCGUGAGGAAUUUCACGAUAGAUCCGGAGACCUCGAACUACCACUGUCAGGAGACUUUCUGCCAGAACGGCAUGUACGUGCCGGAGCAGUGUCAGAGCCGAGAGCGACAGAGGCCACCGAGCUGCGCGCUGCUGCUGGCCGGAUAUCUGGACGAGACCGAAUUCGUGAGGGAGCAAAUCGAUCAACUGAAGCUGUACGUCAAGGUGGCGUGGGUCGGCCCGAAUCUCCGGCACCUGACCAAGUACCUGACCGAAGAGUACACUCGUCGGGACUCGUCGACUGUCGGCGAUAACAGGUCACUGGUGAUCCUGCACUACUCGCCUAGCAGCAUGAUCCCGAACGAGAGGGAAUUCACGACGAUCGAUUUCCCGCGUUGCGGGGCGAGGAACAGCACGAACGGCUGCGAUCGAUACGAGACGAACAGGUUGACGAAGCUGGUGUGGGGCGGAUUGGAGAUGAACGCGAGGUUCGCCUUCGAGGCGAUCAAACUCGCAAAAUUCAGCAAGGACAUGUACGAGGAUCUGAUCGCUCGGCGCAGCCGGGCAGCGAGCGACGUGCCCGACGAGCAAGUCGCCUGCGACUGGCUCAAAGACAAUCUCAACUACACCAUGACGAUGUGGAUGCCCCAAAACAACGACAAGAAUGUCCUCUAUGUAGGCGGGAUAUUUCCCAUGACCGGCUCUUCUUAUCAAGCCAAGUCGAUCCCGAUCGCCUCUGACAUGGCGAAGCAUGCCAUUAACUUGAACAACACCGUGCUGAGGGACUACAGUCUUAACUUGUUGGCAAGCGACGGUCAGUGCAAGUCGGACAUGGUGAUGAAGUCUUUCAUCGAUUACAUCGUGCACAAUUAUUACGAGAAGCUGGUCGGCGUGUUGGGGCCGGCUUGCUCGGAAACGGUGGAGCCGUUGGUCGGCGUGUCCAAGCAUUACAAAACGGUGAUCAUCAGCUACAGCGCCGAAGGGUCCAGCUUCGACGAUCGCAGUAGAUACCCGUAUUUCUUCCGGACUAUCGGCGAGAACAAGCAGUACAGGCAUGUGUACCUGCAGCUCUUGCAGAAACUCGGUUGGCGUCGAGUGGCCUCCCUCACGGAGGACGGGCAAAAGUACACCGAGUAUAUAUCGUACAUGCAAGACAUGCUCAGGGACAACGGUAUCACCUUCGUGGCGACCGCCAAAUUCCCGAGAGAGCGAGAGGGCGAUGUGAUGACGAAGUAUCUGGAUGAUCUGAGAGAAAGGCAGGCCAAAAUCAUCAUCGCGGAUGUGUACGACGCGGUAGCUCGUCAGGUCAUGUGCGAGGCGUAUAGAUUGAAGAUGACAGCCGUUCAGGGCUAUGUGUGGUUCCUCCCACUUUGGCUCCGACAACAAUGGUAUGACACGGAUCAUUACAAUAAGCAGGGCGAACAGGUGACUUGUAGCACGCUGGAGAUGAUGGAAGCCAUAGACGGACACCUCGGUCUGUCGCACGCAUAUUUCGCCCGGGACGACGAUAUAAUGCAGGAGGGAAUCACCGUGCGCGAAUGGCGCGAGCGAUACGAGAAUAAAUGUCGGAUACAGAAUCUGCAGCCCUCCAACUAUGCUGGUUACGCUUACGACGCUAUGUGGACCUAUGCCUAUGCCAUGGAUCGCCUGAUUCGCGAGAACCAGAAUUAUGUCUCCCAGCUUCACAGCGACGAAACAGUCAAUCGUCUCACGGAUAUUAUCGGGGAGACCGAUUUCAACGGGGUAUCCGGCAGAAUAAAGUUUUUAGGCGGACCAUCGAGGUAUUCUGUGAUUAAUAUCGUACAAUUCAUCAAAAAUAAGACGAAAAUCGUUGGCAGCUUUUAUCCGAACAUCUCGGAUAACAAGCACGUCACCGGCGGAACUUUGGACUUGAAUAUUACGGAUUUAGUUUGGUUGUCAGGAUCAAUGCCGGAUGACGGCUCAAUGGGGUCGACAUGUGUCCUGGCAGGUUUGAUGGAGCUGUUGGGUGUCACCUGCGAGGCGGCGAUCGGGAUUGUAAAUGUUAUUGGUUUCGGCCUUUUCGGAAUGCUUCUCUUCAUUGGCUUUAUCUUCAUUAAGCGGAAAUACGAGAAAAAAGUCCGACUCCAUGAGAAGUACAUGAAGUCCCUGGGUAUCGACCUAAGGCAGGCGGACACUUCCGGCUUGGACACGUGGGAGAUUCCGCGAGAUAGAGUAGUGAUCAAUCGGAAACUCGGAGAGGGUGCCUUCGGUACCGUCUAUGGCGGUGAAUCUUUCUUCCCCGAGAAGGGCUGGUUAGCCGUUGCCGUGAAGACCUUGAAAGUGGGCAGCUCGACCGACGAGAAGCUCGAUUUUCUGAGCGAGGUCGAAGUUAUGAAGAGGUUCGAGCACAAGAAUAUCAUUAAGUUACUGGGCGUGUGCAUAAAAUGCGAGCCCGUGCUCACCGUGAUGGAGUUCAUGCUCUAUGGCGAUUUGAAGACCUACUUGUUAGGCAGAAGGCAUCUGGUCAACGACCAGAGCUACGAGGAUUCCGACGAGAUUUCCAACAAAAAGUUGACCGCCAUGGCGUUGGACAUCGCUAGAGCUCUCAGCUAUUUAGCCCAGUUGAAAUACGUUCACAGGGAUGUCGCCUCUCGCAAUUGUUUGGUGAACGCCCAACGAGUGGUGAAACUCGGCGACUUCGGUAUGACAAGACCAAUGUAUGAAAACGACUAUUACAAGUUCAAUCGUAAAGGUAUGCUGCCGGUGAGAUGGAUGUCGCCGGAAUCGCUGGGACUGGGUAUCUUCACGCCGGCGUCCGAUGUCUGGUCUUACGGUGUACUGCUCUACGAGAUCGUGACUUUCGGCAGUUUUCCUUUUCAAGGUAUGAGUAACAACGAGGUUCUCUCACACGUGAAGGCUGGCAACUCUCUCGUCGUGCCGAAGAAAGUGAAACUGCCACUCGAGAAUUUAAUGUACUCGUGUUGGAACGUGGACCAUACGAAGAGGCCGACGGCGCCUUACAUCGUGGACUUCCUGGCGACUAAUCCCCGCAUCGUCUCGCCAUGUCUGGACGUGCCCUUGGCGAGUGUACAGCUAGAGAACACCGCUCAGCUCGACAUCCAGCUGGCGGAGAAUAUUCGCAAGUUCUCCCUUUCGUGGCCACCGCAGUGUCCACCUUCUCAGAUGCACGGCUCCAAGUCGUUGGACUCUCCGACGCCGCUCUUGUUGGACCUGAAUUGCCAUGACGACGAUCACAACUUGGAUCCUCUGCUGGCCGGCCAGUCCUACGAGCAGGACAGCUCCAGUCCGCUGUUGGAUCCCAUGAGAACGCCGGUCUUGAAACAAACGUGGGUCCAAGAGAAUGCCGCGGAUGCCAAGGACAAUCAGGCGCACAGGUACGUCAAUCUUCAGCCGGGUAUGUUGAAAGUGGCCGGGGAGCCCGUUAUGAACGGUAGCGCCGGUAGCAACAUCCAAAUGGAAGAGAGGACGUCCAUGCUGCACGAGAAGAAGAGCAACGACAACGUAUCGGUGCUCUGACGCAAGUAGACGAUUUCGAUGAAGAAAUCGGGAACUAGUGAUCCAGGUGACUCGAAGCACGCGGUGCUUUAUCAAAUAGAGACGACUUUACAAGGGUAACGUCGAAGUUCGUGAUAGUCAAGAUAAAGUGGCGAACAUCCCGGACGAAGCAGAGGACGACAUCUCACUGUUCGUCUCGGAGGAUAAAUAUCGUUAAGGUCACACCAAAGGGUUCUCCAACAAGUCCGCAAGACAAUUGGCUAUUUCGGUUGAUCGACGCGCGGAGAAUAUCAUGAAAUAUUCUCGAUAUAUAUAAAUAUACUCCUCGAACGAAGACCAAAUCAAAGCAAUGGUUGUGGUAAUUACCGCAGACUGAGACUUUCGAAUUUUUCGCUGGGAAUGUUUAAUAAAUUACGGAAUAUAGUAUUCCAUACACCGGUGGCAAAAUUCUGUCUCGAAUGAGUGAAGUACUUCGGAGAUGAAGCCCAAAUCGAGAUGUCCGUCGAGAAACGACGGGGCAUAAAUCGUAUGAACUUCGUGCUGACGGUAUAUAUAUAUAUAUAUAUAUAUAUCUUCUUGCGGAACACUCGUGCACGGUAGAUAACAUAGUUGUACUUAGAAGCCUGCCUAGUAAACUAAAUAGCUCCUAAGCCAAAUGUGCUCAGUAGUUGAAAACAGAAAUGUAAGACGGCCGUCGCAUGGGAAGCUGACUCCGCGCAUGGAUGUCGACGAUAAUCACAGCAUCGAUGAUGAAAUUGUUGGACCCACUUUUGAGACUGACUUCUAUCAGGAAAUUAAGUCGCAUCAUCUGACACGGAUGACCGCUAAUGACACUGUCUGUUAUUACAGACAAGUAGUCAAAAUAUACAUAAAUAAAAAAGAGAGAGAGAGAGAGAGAGAGAAGAGCUGCUUCUCGUGGAUGCGGAUCUCGCGACGCGAAGAGAUGGUGGAAACGUCAGUGCAUCCUUCAUUCAGCAGUUCUGUCGCCUUCUGCUCAAUGCAUCUUUAAGACUGACUUUCGAGAUGGAAGCGACGCAUCGUAUCGUUCUUUAUUCUGUACUAUAUCUGUUUUUUUUUCCUUUUCUUUUUAUUUCCCAUUGUUGAUUAAUAGUUCGUUUCGAGAAGAAGCUAGCGCAUUUCAAACAGACGAUCCCCCCGAUGUUUUGCGAGCGGUCGAGUGGCGACGAGUUCGCGUAACCAUGACAUUUUGUUUUCUCCUCCUCGCUCGUCACAGGUUAAAGGUCAUUGAGCACAAUUUUCCUUUUGUUUCAUGAUAUCUCUUGCGACGAAUGUGCGCCUACGCAUGUCUGUUAAUCAUACGCGUCGCCACCGUGUUCUCGCCGACAUCACUCUAAGAUUUAAUAUUGAAAGACUAAUCAUCGGCUGGCUGCAUAUUUGAUCACACAGAUGCGAUUAUAUAUAUAUAUAUAUAUAUAUAAUGAGUGGAUUUCUUGCAGAGGACUUUUAUACGGUAUAUGUUUCUCGUUGAGAGUCCACUUGAUAGCAUUCUUGUACAAAGCAGUGUUGCCAGAUGACAGAGAUAGCACAUCACACAUUUUAUAUGAUUACAACGUAAACUCGUUCUUCUUGGCUCUUUCCGGCAUCAGUCAACAGUUCCUUAAGAAACGCUUUUCUCUAUGUUCCUUGAUUCUCGAUAUAUUAUAGAUAAAUAUACGACGAAAUAUACGUAAGAUACACGAACCCCUUGUUUUCAAAGUGGUGAAACGGAGAGGUGAUUCCCUCUCGAAAUUCGACCGCUCUUAAAACAAGCGUUUUCCACCUGAAACAGAGCGUGUGCCAUUCGCUAAGUAGCUAUCGCGGGGAAUUGCGCGAGUAGUUGUUACAAAUCCGACUAGAAUUUAAAGAAGAAUUGUAAUCGUAGCUACGCAGAGAGCUGGAAAGGGUUAAUUUUCAGCGUACGCUGUUCGACUGAAUAGCUAUACAACUACCGAACUGCUCGACAAAGACGUUUGCAUAGAGCUUCAAAGACUCCGAUAGGAAAGUAUUUUUAAUUCUCGAUUCCAGUUCGCGUACAUCCGGCAGCGUUGCGAGAAACGUGUUU